AUGAGGGACGUCCUGCUCGAGUCCCGGCUUUUAUACCCGCCCCCGAGCGGACCCUUCGGUAACGCGUCGAGCAGCGGUCGUUUCGCGGGACCCAUUUUUUUCUCCUUCGACGGGAAGGACCUCCGGACGAUGGAUCGCGAUGCGGCGCCGAAGGACGGCUAUCUAAAGGUGAAUCUCGAGGGCGAGGCGGGCCGGGUGGACGUGAACCUGCCGCAGCAUCAUCCCAUCCCGGACAUCAACAUCACGGGCAUCUCGACCGCUCGCCCGCCUCCGUCCCCGCAGCAACCGCCGCCAGCGCCGUCAGCGCCCGCACCCCAACCAGCGCCGGCGCCAGCGCCGCCUACGGAGCGCCGGGAGUCCCCCCGCAGGGCCAGGAGCCCGUCCGUGCGGGCGUCUUCGGCGUCCGACGGGAUGUCCGCUCACGGGUUCGGCAUAGACGAGCUGGUGAACCCUCGGAAGCGGCGGAGCCCGGCGCCGGAACGCGACGACGGGCGCUCCGGGGGGCAGAGGGGGCGCAGGGAGCGGGAGCGGUCCAGGUCCGUCUCCUCCCGCAGCUAUGCGUCCGGACGGUCCAGCCACCAUGCGAGCCGCGGGAAGGCCACGCGCGACGCCCAGAAGCCCUCUCCCGGCUUCGCGACCCUCAAGGAGGAGAAGCUGCACAUCCUGCUCGCGCUCAGGCGUCUGAAGGAGGAGGGCGUGAGGGGCAUCACGGACUUCGAUCAGGACGGGGACAUCAAGGAGAUGCGCAUCGAGCUCCGGGCCUUCGAGGACGACGAGACGGUCCGCACGGGGAUCCAGAGCUGCCGCACGGCUCUCGUGACCUUCUCCACGGGCCUGGAGGUGGCGAACACCAAGUACAACCCGUUCGACCUGGACAUGAGGGGCUUCAGCGAGUCCGUCUUCGAGCGGAUCGAGAGGUACGAUGGGGUGUUCGAGAGGCUCGUCCGCAAGUGGAGCAAGCGGGCGUCCAGCAUGUCCCCCGAGAUGAUGCUGCUGAUGAUGUUCGUGGGGAACGCCGCGGCUUUCUGCUUCACCAAGUCCAUGAUGACCCCCGAGACGGCAUCCAGGGUGGUCGCGGACAACCCCGACGUCAUAAAGGAGAUGAUCGACCGGCGCGUGAAGGAGGAGAUGGCCAGGGCGAAGGAGGAUGAAGCGCGGGCGCGGGAGAAGGACUCGUUCCGCUUCUUCGACCCGCCCCGCCCCACGCGCGGGAGUUCCCCGCCCCCGCCGGCCCAGAAGGCCGAGAUCGGCGUCCCCGCCGCCGGCACGGAGAAGCGGAAGAGGGGCCCCGCGCCGCGUGGCGAGCCGGCCCGACGACGCCGCGAUGAUGCGAGCACGUCCGCCAGCAGCGAGUCCGGCGACGCGGAGUGGUCCCGCGGGGGGAACCAGCGACGGAGGUACGACAGCGAGCCGAGCGUCUCGUCCAUGGACACGGUCGAGGAGAGCAUCGCCACCACGGGCCCCCGCCCCACGACGGUCACUGCCAAGGCCACGGUCAAGAAGGUCCCGGUCGGCAAGGCGGGAGCCGGGGCCAAGAGGAAGGUCGUGGAGAUAGAGAUCUGA
Molecule: messenger RNA, 1563 nt
Organism: Klebsormidium nitens
Lineage: Eukaryota; Viridiplantae; Streptophyta; Klebsormidiophyceae; Klebsormidiales; Klebsormidiaceae
Source: the annotation of a GenBank genome assembly